Mercenaria mercenaria is the source of this 8419-nucleotide messenger RNA. RefSeq names its product zinc finger protein 236-like. The record is from RefSeq and is a predicted model, not a curated record. The transcript is spliced from 5 exons. Lineage: Eukaryota; Metazoa; Mollusca; Bivalvia; Venerida; Veneridae. The coding region runs from base 655 to 3705 and encodes 1016 amino acids.
UGUUGUACAUGUAUCUCUGCUUCACACUAGAACUGAGUCAACUAUUGGCAAAUGAAUGUACACUUGAGCUAAAGUGAAAUUACUUAUCAUACAUAUUACAUUAUACAGAUGAUCUGGUAGUGAAAAAACUUUAACUUUUGAGGCCAAUUUUGGCUGUAUAUAACAAAUCAGCUUUGAGAAAGAAAAUAGCUGUUAUUAUUAAAGUUGUACAGGAUUUUUACAGCACUUGGCAGAAAAGAAAGAAAACCAGCUGUGUUGUUGAAUAGUUCUUGAAAAUAAAGGAAAAAGAUUUCUUAUGGGUGUUGGUCUGUGAAUGUAAGCAGGGAGAAGUUGUUAUGAGUUUGUCUCCAAUGUGAUGCAGGGACAAAAUGUUGUCCAAACCUGCAGUGUUAUCAGGCCCUAAACAGGGGUCUGAUGCAAGGUGUAGCCACCUCAAGGAGUGUAUUGAGGUGAGCAACCCGCUGCAGUGCCCCACCCUGUUGUCCCUGCGACACACUAUGGUGGGGCGUAAAGGACACAGAAGCUAUGAAAUAUUAAAUUAUUUUAACACAGAGCAUUUAUUAUUAAACUCAGGUCUCAGGAACAAUUUCACGGGUGUUUAGUGCGCAAGUUGGCGUGCAGACUGUACAAUAUUUUAUAUAUACCUCAUUCAUCAUGGAUUUAUCGGGGAAAGGGUUUUCCCCAGCUCAUAGUUUUCUUCAGAAUGCCAGUAGUCUUGUAUCCGCCUAUGGUCUUGGAUCCUCAAUGGUUGCCGGACAGACGCCACUGACUACUUCUAUGUUUGCCGGAACAAGUCAUGGGCUCACUAGCCCAGUAUACUCAGGGAGCUUGUCUACUUCACUAUCCCCAUCUCAUACGUCAUUCAGUAAUGGUCACCAUAUUUCUCUCCAUCGACAUUCAGAAAAACAAGACGGGUCAGCAAAAUCACAAAUUUACGCAAGUCCAGCUCCUGUCUUUAACAGACACAAAGAUUCAUUUCCGUAUGGCAUAAGUGGUGUCCCGAUGCCGAAUUACAAUUACCAUGGGGAUGUGUAUCAGUUCACUUCAAAUGGGUACCCUCGUAAAUCUCGAACCUGCAGCUAUUGUGGAAAAGUGUUCACUCGAUCAACAACACGGCGUUAUCACGAGAAACGAUGCCCACUGCUAAGAGCUGCAGUUUCAAGUUAUAUGGGGGACGAAAACUCAGGUACGUCAACGGCUGCGGCAUCAACACAAUCUCGGGGAAGGUCAGCGGAAUUAACUACACAUUCUUUUAAAGGUCCGGGACAGUCACUCGGAUCAUCUAUGUCAGGGAUUAAUCGAUCUAGUGAGCCUCAGGAAUUAGCUACCUCAAUGUUGGCGAAGUCUCCAGCUGGCGAGCGACGUGCCAGUGGUGAUUCAUAUUUAAGCGGGUAUCAGACUAGUGUCAUUGUUAAACAGGAACCUCAUGAACUUGAAGCUUUGGCUAAUAUGGCCUCAGGGGCUUCGGCCUCCUCAUUAAAUAAGAAACAUAUAGUGCAGUCUCAGGAGUUGUCAGAUAGUAUGCUUCGUUUCUCACCUGGUUCUGAAGACUCAGACUAUAGAAUUGACACAAGUGCUAAUGUUUCACCAGGAUAUGAACCUGGUUUAGAUUUAACUGUAUCAAAAUCACCAUCCCAUACCUCAGGUGGUGGUGAAAAUGUUCAUAAAUCAAGUGAUGAUUAUAUUCGUGGACAAUACGGGAAUAAUAAAACAGAAGACAGAACAGAGAUGAGGCAAGAUCGUGGUGUAAUACCGCCACAUCUUGCACCAUUGCGAUUUAAUUCUGAUAGUAGAAAAGAUAGCCAAGAAGAGAAUGAAAUGGAUGUAGUUGAUGACAAUGCGGGUGGUAAUAAUGAAAUGUUUGAUAGUAACGGAGAACUGCUGAAAAGACGGAGGAGCAUCAUAGAUGCAGAAGGUGGAGAAACUGAAUCGGUCACUUCAGACAAAAGAGAUGGAAAAUCGUACAGUAGUCAUAAAUGUGGAAUCUGUGGGAAGACGUUUGAGAAUGCUGGUAAACUGCACCUACAUGAGCAACUUCAUACAAAAUUCAAGCCAUACGCGUGUAAAUUUUGUGGACAGAAAUUUGCCAAGGCUGCACAGAGAAUUGAGCAUGAGAAGACGCAUAAUGGUAUGGAAGUUACCCACAUUUGCGCUGUUUGUGGGUCAUCAUUUACCCGGAAGUACAGUCUCAAACUCCACAUGAGACGUUGGCAUCAGGAAGGCCCAUGGCUGUGCCGCCAUUGUGGAAAGGCAUCUUUGACACAAAUGGAACUGAAGACACACCUCUACUCGCAUAAUCUACCCAAACUGGAGAGGGAGUCCCUGCUAUAUAUGCCAGAUAUACCUCACAAUUAUUCUGCCACAUCUACCAACGUAGAAGAAGCAGAUGGGAAGGAUUACAGUAUGAAACAGGUAUCAGAAAAUGACGGUGCAUCUGGUCCGGAGGUUGGUCUCCAGAGCAUGCAAGAAAUGGAAAUGUGCCAAGAAUGUGGUCGCGAUUUUCCAAAAGGAUACCUUAGGUACCAUUUGAAGUCACAUGAAGCCCAGAAACCUUAUUCUUGUCCCAUCUGCGCAAAACGUUUCGGCUACAAGAACAAUAUGAAGUCACAUAUAAAACUUCAUACUGGUAUCAAACCGUUUCAGUGUAAGAUAUGUGGAGCAAAAUUUACACGUGGCUCAACACUUCGUAGGCAUGCUCGUCGUCAUGGAAUCAUUGCAGAUUCAGUAUGGGAUUUAUUCGUAAAACCGAAUUAUAGUAAAAGUGGCGAGAAUCAAUCUCGCAACAAUAAACUUGAUACACUACCUACCUCAAGAAUGGAUUUGAAUGUUAGUACAGGCAAUCAAUCUUCCACGGGUUCCGGAGCAGGGGACAGUGGAGAACCAAACUACCUCGUUACCACUUUGUCAUCAACGCCCACACAUGGGAGUCUGUACCCAUUGUACGCUAGCCUUGGGCAGAUGCCACCUCAUUUGAGUCUAUACUCGGGCCUGUCAGUUUCUACCUCUUACUUAGCGCCACAAUUACCUCAUUCUUCCAUAUACGCAGCCUCUAGUCAGCGGCAUCCUCAGCAGCUGGAUGCACUAAACCUCAGCUUGAACAAAGCUUCCAAUGACCUCCAAAGUGACCAGUCAAGCUUCUCAAAUGUAUCAGCAGAAAGGUCCCGUUCUAGGUCAAGGUCAUUAAGUGGAUCGGAAUCACAUCGUUACAUACAGGGAGAUAAUGUUAAAAUGGAGGUCAAGGAUGUAGCGAUACAAGUGAACACCUGCUGUGUGCCAGUCCCAAACCAUAAACAGGUGAAGUCUGAUGAAUCUAUCGGGACGCCAGCAAAAACUGAGAACCUUGCUACUGGGUCGAGUACAUCUCCAACACCUCAGUUGCCCAACACACCCUCGCCAUUGGCUGUUGUUCCAUACAUUGUUACCUCCCCUUCUCAGAGACCAUCAAACAUUGAUUCUACCUCACCCGCAUUGUCUGUUUCAUCUGCCAAGGACUACUCUAUGGAGACGAUCUCUUCACUAAUUGGUUCGGGGCGGAUGUUUAAAUGUUUCCAUUGCGAAUGUUACUUUGCAGAGUAUGCAAUGUAUAGGAUUCACUCGAAAAUGCAUAUUAGCGACACAACUCAUCCGUUUGUUUGCAUGGUCUGCGGUGAGGAUUGUCAUGAUAGAGUGUAUUUUGCGCUUCAUCUAGCGGAACAUUUACGUUAACGAAUAUAUUGUUGAAAGUGCAGCACCUACUUUGGUCAGAUAACAUGAUACGGGUUUAUGGAACAUUUUUUAUGACUACAAAUUUUAUUGUGUAUAUAUAUAUAUAUUAUUCUAUCCUGAUAUGUGCUUAGUAAAGUGCUACAAUACAAAGGAGAAGUGUUUUACUGGAAAAACUCUGCGGACUAUGCCUGGAACAGGCUUGGGCAUAGAUAGUUUAGCUCAGUUUAGACAUUUUACACAAUAUCAUCUCUAGAGGCGUUUGAGACAUAUAACUUUGUGUUGUAUUGUAUGUAUCUAAUCAGGGUUUUUAACACUUGUAUGAUGUAGGACUGUAUUUUUUUCUUGAUGUGUACUUGUACAUUUUAUUGACAAAAACAGUUGCCAUAUUAGUUUUUAGAUUUUUUGCUUGUAAAUUUGAUAUAGAGGUGUCAUAAUAACAUUUUUCUCAUGUUUUAUUGUAUGUUUGUGUAAGCUAAUAUAAUUGUUCUUGGUAAGACAAUUUUAGACUAUUUUUGUUCAAUCUUCCAUUUAAAUUUGUUUUUACUUUGUCUUUUUUCACUUCUGGGCCCCAUUUAACCAGGUUUUAUAAUUUUAAACUGUACUGAUAUUGAUUGUUCCACACUUCCUAUUUAUUUUUUAAUAAUGUCAUUUUUUGCAAAGGAAACAAACACUCAAAGGAAACAAAUUAAUCAAUAUUAUAUUUUCCUGAAACACAAACAAAAUCAGGAACAAUUUUUUUAUCUUUUCACUUCAAAAACAAUCUUAAGGUAAUUAAACACUUUAGAUUUAUAAUUUAAGACCUUGCCUGCUUUACUCCGAUUUGCUAUUUAAAUUCAGUCAAUUAAAAACCUUUCCUGACUUGUUAGUUAAAUUAGGGCAGUUUAAAUCUUUGCCUGCUUUGCUUCUUAAAUCCAUGCAAUUUAACAUGUUAUCUGGUAUUUUUGCUAUGUAAAUGCAGGCAAUUUAAAACCUUUUCUGAUUCGUUGGCUGAAUUAGGGCAAUUUAAAUCUUUGUCUAGUUUGCUAUUCAAAUCUAUGCAAUUUAGACCCUUGUCUGAUUUGCAGUUAAAAUCAAGGCAGUUUAAAUCUUUGACUGAUUUGCUAUUUAAAUCAAGGCAAUUUAAAUCUUUGACAUUUGCUAUUACAGGCCUAUUAAGCAAAUUUUGUUAUAUUGAGAAAAUGUUUCCUUCACAAUAUAUAAUUUUACAGUAAUUUGGGAAAAGAUAGAAGUAUAAUUCAAAAAUGAAUAAAAUAAAUAUCAUUUAUUUAAUAUGUAUGAUUUGACAUAGAUAUAUGUAUGAUUGAUGUAUACAUGUUUGAACAAUUUGUUGUCAUCAUGCAUAAUAUGUUUUUAGCUCACCUGAGCAUGAAGUGCUUAUGAUGAGCUAUUGUGAUCCCUCGUCAUCUGUCGUCCAUCCACAUUUUUCUUCAAAUGACAUCUUCUCUGAAGCUGCAGGUCAGAAUUGCACCGAACUUUGUCUGUAGCAUUCUGGCAUGGUCCUCUGAUGGAUCUACAUAAAACUUGGUUACCUCUAAAGUUUGUUCAAGUUGGGGGCGUGGGGAGGGAGGGAUGGGGGCAUGGCCCUUUGUACUGGCCACUAGAGCUAAAAAUAGAAAAAACUUUUAAACAACCUUCUCAUGAAGGUUUUGAUGAAUCUCCAUCAAACUUGAUCUGUAGCAUCAAUUUAAACUUUAUCAAGUAGGGACACUAGAGGUAAAAGUAGAAUAACCUUUAAAAGACUUCUUUUCAUGAACUGCUUGAUUGAUUUUCAUCAGAUUUGGUUUAUACCAUCUUUGUAACAUCCUUUCUGCUUUUGGGGGCCACUAGAGCAAAAAUUAGAAAUACAUUUAUGCAACUUGUUCUCCUGAAUCACAUGAUAGACCUUCAUCAAGCUCUGUCUGUAGCAUCAUUAUAAGGUCCUCCCCCUUUUUUGUUCAAAUGAGUGUGCUUGGUCACUUUUAGGGGCCACUAGAGCAAAAAAUAGGCAUACCUUUAAACAAGUUCUUCUUGUAAACUGCUUGAUAGAUCUUCGUUAAACUUGGUCUGUAUCAUCAUUGUAAGGUCUGCUUCCAAAUGUAUUCAAAUGUGGAUGCUUGGACCCUUUUAGGGGCAGCUAGAGCUAAAAAUAGAAAUACCUUUAAGCGACAUCUUAUCAUGAACUGCUUGAUGGAUCUUUAUCAAACUUGUCUGUAGCAACAUUUUAAGGCCCCUUUCCAGAUUUGUUCAAAUGUUGGGGUGGGCACUACAGUGAAUAUAGAAAUACCUUCAGACAACUUCUUAUAAACCGUUGGAUGCAGAUUACUAUUAUAAAGUGACCUUCCAAAACCCAGUUCUGUGUGUAUUUUUUCCACCAAAUUUUAAGAGGUAUUUAGUAUUUGAACUGUCAGAAUCUGUCACACUUUAUGUUAUCAGCUUCUACUUCCUCUGGAACAUUCAUCUCCUAGAGUUUUUAUAAUCCUUAUCCAAAGUUGCACACUGUCUAGCCUGUUUAAGCUCGAAAACUCAGGUGUGUGAUGUAGGGCCAUCAUGGCCUUCUUGUUUAUAUGACUGAUGUGACAUGAAAACUGAAAAUAAUUCAACCCCUGAUUUUUAAAGAAACCUAAUGUUUAUAUUACUGUACAGGUGGUAUGUUACCAAUGACUUUUUAAAAAUCUUUCUGCAAUCAUUUUGAAAGUAAUUUUCAGUAACAUUUUAUUGCACUUGUUUUAAAUUUCAUAUUUAAUUGGAUUAUGGAUACAAGUAAUGUUAUAUUGUUAAAGAUAGAGGUUGCGAUAUCUUUCUUGUAUAGGUACCCAUAUGUGUAGGACUUUGUUUCUUAUUUCAGUAAACACCUGAAGUGUCACUGUCCAAAAAAUCACAAUUUUCACAGAAAUAAGUCAUACAUACACAUUCAAAAUGUACUUAUAAAACCACUAUCUGAAGUUUAAAUAUGUAGAUUUACAUGCAAUUUGAAUAAAUUUAUCGAAAAAGUUUUAAUUGUGUAAAGAGAUUUAUAAACUACAUAAUCAGCGUACAUGUACAAGAAGAAACUGAACCUCUCUGUAAUAUCUUCAGUUUUGGUACAUUUUUACCUAAAACUGGUUGAAUUUCUGAAAGUUUUCAUUUUUUUCAGAGGUACCAGUUUCUUUUUAUUCUUUGAGGUCAAAGGGAUUGACCACCAGCCUAAAGUCAGAAUUUUCUAAUUUUGAAAACAUUUGAAUAUGUCUAAGAGAGCAUUUAAACUCAUAAAUUGUGAAAGACAGUUCUAUUCUUGCUUUAUUACAGCAGGCUAAAAAAAAAUUUUUAAAUGCUUAGAAUUUGUUAAUUCAAUAUUUUGGGGUUUUUUGUUUUUGUUUUUUGUUUACAUUUUCUAUAAAUGAAAAUGUAAUCAAAAUUUUUGGGGUAAAAAUACUGCAAUUUGGAGGCUUCCCCAAGAAAGGACUUUAUUAUAAGAUAUAAAACACAUGCAAAGUACAUAUUCUUUAUCUUAAAGGAAAUUAAAUGGCAUGUAAAGGAGAAGAAAUAAGUUUUCAUUUUUUUAACAAAACCUGAUUUUUAAAUGCAUUGUAAAAGAUUUUGAAUGUUAAAGACUGUUAUAGCAAAAGAAGCAGCCCCUUUUUUCUCCACAGUUUGAAGCAAACCAUUUUCAUUUAUCCAAUGUCAAGAUAUUCAAGUUGUCAUGUGAAAAAGGAUCACCUGGCCGCAGCUUUUAAGUUUCUUAUUUAAAGCAGAUAUUAUCUUAUUGGUUAGGAAUGGUAUUUUUGCAUCUGUCUAUUGGCAUUAUUGAUCAAUUUCAACAUUUGCUUUUACUUCUACAUACUUUUAUCUAGAAAAUAUCUUAUGUUAGGAUAUAUUGAUAAUUGGUAGAAAUUUAGAGCAAGUGCUCCCAUUUUGGCAGCAGUAUAACAAAUUUAUAAUAUAGUGAUUCAAGAAUAAAAUCGAGUACUUUUAGAAAACUGUUGCCAUUACUAAGGAAUAGCAACAUUUAUGUUCUCCAAAAGUAAAAGCCGGUCCUCUUUUACAUGACCGACAUCGCAGUUCUUCAGUUCACAUACAGAUCUUUUCUCAUUGCCAUCUUGUUUCCUAACGAUAAUUGUACAUGUAUGUCCCCUUCAUAUUUUAAUUUGAAUCAUCCUUUCUUACUAAACAUUUCAGAAUUUAGAAUCAACUAUUCUUGAAAAAAGGAAAGUGAAAAGUAAUGCUUAGGAACAUAUCAUAAUGGACCCAACUGAAGUUUGAUAAACAAAAAGAAAAAGAUAAUUUUAUAAUUGCAAUUGCAAGAUAUUGUAUUUUCUCCUUUUUACUAUGAUAUUGUUAAAUGAAAAAUGAACCUAUCACAUCCACACCCCUACAGAUGGUCUGACUUUUUUUCCACAGCCAAUAUUACAAUUAUUUGACAGAAGAAAAUAGAAACAGUGGAUAGAAAGUAAAUAUCUCCCUAUUUGACUAAAACCAAUGGCUACAGUUGGGCCCAUGUUGAAAAUCGCAUCUUUGGCAGCUAUUUCCCACAAAAUCAGGUUUAAAUACAUUCAUUACCAGUAUCACUCAGUAUUUUUAGGCGAACCUCAUUCAUAUGAUAUUACAGAUCUUGUUCCAUUACACGUCUAUAAAUAGCGUUGUACUGUGUAAAGUUCUAUUGCAAUUGCGACAGGACUAUUUAUAUUUGAAUAUUAAUUGAUAAUGAAAAUGUUUCAUCAUCUCUCUACCUCAAACAAUAAAUAUUGUCAUGUUGAAA